This is a messenger RNA of Mucor velutinosus, 387 nucleotides long. RefSeq names its product Allantoinase (gene DAL1). NCBI's taxonomy places the organism in Eukaryota, Fungi, Mucoromycota, Mucoromycetes, Mucorales, Mucoraceae. The record is from RefSeq and is a predicted model, not a curated record. Bases 1 to 387 code for a protein of 128 amino acids. The transcript has a single exon.
AUGCCAACUUCCAUCUCCAAAUUAUAUCAAUCAGCAAAAUCCAAACUGAGCAAUCGAAGAAAGAGUAGCAGCAGUACGGACACAAGCGGCAGCAGUGAAUCAGCUACUACUACCAGUAAAUCCGUCCGAUUCUCAUCUCGCAGCAAUGUCACUAUCUACGAUACAUAUAGCAGCGAAGAAUACGAUAGAAGAUCGUCGAUAUCAGCAGAUCCACAGCAUGAAGCAGACAGUUUACAUCACGAUAUCGAUAAAGAAAGCUUAUUUAUACAAGAAGAAGAUGAUGAUCCCAUUCAAUUUAGUGAUGAAGUAGUGCGAAAUACAAAAGUGAAUAAGAAGCAAAGCCAUUACAGUAUCGCCGUGCUAGUCAACUAUCGUGCCAACUUUUGA